UAUUCUUCUGUAAAUAACUUACAUUACUUCUUAUUGGACAGGUGAAGUGUGAAAUCAGCGUAGCGAGCGUGAUAUUAAUUGCAUGGAUUUUAUAAUAAGAAUGUUCAAAUACACCACUAUAAACUGGUGGCGAUUUCGCUCGUUUCCAGUAGUUUAAUAGUAUACAUAUGUACGAAAGGUCUGAUAGAAAUAUUUUUUCAAGCAUAAUGUUAUUGGUACUGGGGUCUUUUAUUCUUAUUGACUAGUAUUUAUCAGCAGAAAACAAACUUUGGCAGUUGGUCUUCGAACCUGUCGUGUUAUUAGUUUGAGUACGGGUUUUUAUAAUUUCAUUUAAAGUUACAACAGGUAAUAUUUGUAGAAAUCGUCACAAGUUACAAUGUGGUUGAAAGUAUUUUGCCGAAACAUCAAUCGAAGGAAAUCUCUGGAUGAAAAUCUUCUGACAACUGAAUUAAGAAGAUGUCUUGGAAUAUUGGACUUAACAUUACUUGGCAUCAGCGGAAUGUUGGGUGCUGGUAUAUACGUUCUGACAGGAGCAGUGGCAAAAAAUACAAGUGGGCCAGCAGUUCCUAUAAGUUAUUUACUGGCAGCAUUUGCAGCAUUUUUAUCGGCUUUAUGUUACGCUGAAUUUGGAGCGAGAAUACCAACCACAGGAUCUUCAUAUAUAUUUACGUAUGUCACGAUGGGGGAACUGUGGGGUUUUCUGAUGGGCUGGAAUAUGAUACUCGAACAUGGAGUCGGCUCGGCAUCUGUUGCCAAAGCUUGGAGCGGAUAUCUUGAUUCUGUGAUGGGUUAUCCUAUGAAGACAUAUUUUCAACAUCAUGUUACGAUGGGUGAUGGCGUCAUUCUGGCUUCGUAUCCAGAUUUUCUGGCAUUGGGAAUAAUUGUCUUGUUAUGUGUGUUGGUGGCAUGUGGAGUCAAUUCAUCGAACAAAUUUAACAUCGCGUUCGCAUUGAUCAAUGUAGCAGUCGUGGGAUUUAUUAUAAUAACAGGCUUCUUCCUUGCAGACAUUCAUAACUGGACCUCUGUAAACGGUGGUUUUGCACCGUUUGGAUUUGCUGGAAUUGUAGCUGGAGCUUCAAGAUGUUUUUAUGCUUAUGCGGGAUUUGACGUUGUUGCGUCAUCUUGCGAAGAAGCGAGAAAUCCUCGACGUGAUAUUCCGAUCGCUCUCGGCGUCAGUCUAAUCAUAGUAACGAUCGCCUAUUUUGGGAUUUCGUCAAUGUUAACGUUAAUGGUUCCAUGGGAUGAAAUUGUACCAAAAUCAGCGUUUCCAGAUGCAUACGGAAGACACGAAGGAUGGAAGUGGGCUCAAAUUAUCGUCACUAUUGGAGCGUUGUGCACAAUGACAACAGCAAUGUUUUCAGGAUUAUUUGUAUUACCAAGAAUUCUUUACGCUAUUUCGAAAGAUGGAUUGCUGUGUCCACUAUUAUCAUCUAUUCAUGAGAGGAAUCAGGUUCCCGUGUAUUCCGUGAUGUUUUCUGGUGCGUUAAGUGGGCUUAUGGCGUUGUUAUUUGACCUGGAAACUCUCGUUCAGUUUAUGUCAAUCGGUACCUUGACUGCAUAUUCGUUUGUUGCUGCAUGUGUCAUCAUACUUCGAUAUUCUUCUCAUGGACAAAUGAGUGAAGGAUAUACUACUUUAGACGAUAGCCCCUCCACUGAUACCGAACAAGGCAAAAUCCAAUCCAUAACAGCACCAAGCGAGUCGGAAAAACCUUCGAUCAAAGAGGAAAAUAACGUUUCAGCAGUUUCACAUAAUGACUCUAAAAACAAUGGACUGGAUUCAUCCGGUGCACAACCAGCAACAAAACCAAAGCAAAGUGAAACUUCUAGAUUGGUUUAUCAAAAAACAAUUCACAAUGGAGACGACUCUACAAAACAAGAAUUACCAGCGAGAAGCAAAUCCGAUAACAAUUCAACAACCAGUUCCGAGAACACCCAGCCUAGCGGAAAAAAUAAAGCCGGGAUGUUAAAAUCCAAAUUUUGUGGAACUUUCUUAGACCUACAUUUUGGACGAUAUAAGCCUGGAAAAGUGGUGGUAUUUGCGCUAUUAGUGUCUGUUUGUUCUAGUUUAUCGGGGAUGCUCUUGUUGUCGUAUACUUGGGAAAAAUUUAUCAUCGGCUCGUGGUGGGUGGUUUUGCUUUUUGUCAUCUUCACGUUGAUAACUAUUGCUUCUCUUCUAUUAAUCGCUGCUCAUCAACAACACGAAGACGACGCAUCACAGGAAAAGAAUUUUCGAGUGCCACUAGUUCCAUUUCUUCCGUAUCUCUGUAUUUGUACAAAUUUAUUCUUCAUGAUUAAACUUCAGUAUUUGACUUGGAUUCGACUUAUUAUAUGGGUGUCGGUUGGUCUGGUCAUCUACUUUGUGUAUGGAUAUCAUUUCAGCCAACGAAACCCAAACCGUUUUCAGCCCCACUGGUUCGAAAAUGUUUGCUCGAAACUGCAACAUUGUUGGAUAAAAUGCCGAAGCACAGAAUCUAACGAUCUUAAACAACUAUCGAAGAAUGACGAAUUAGAUGAAAACACCAACAGCGAAUCAUGAUUCUUGUUUAAUAUAGCUUUAACAUUUGUGCUGUAAUGAUAUUGUCUUAAGUUAUUAACGCUUGUGAAUGAAGAAAGUAAUACUAUGUUAUGUGUUUGAUUCUCUUGUGUUUAAUUUCUAACAAUAUUCCAAUUGAUACCUAAUAAAUAUUUAGCGUUUCAGUAGAAUGGGAUCGUGCAGUAAAAAUAGGUGGCAUUAAUUUUGACCAGCAAUAAUUUUAAAGUGAUUUCUCUUUUUUAAAUACUCUCAUUCGUAAGAUACCCAAAAUCGUAAUUAUUAUUAUGAUUAUAGUCAAAACGUCCGAUCCAUUGACUUUCUUGUAUGCUGUGCAUUCAUCAACACUUUUUGUUAAAGUAUUGUCAUGUUGUUGUCUAUAUAUAUACCUUUUGUAUUAAUUCGUCUGCCUAUGAACUCGGAAAUGUCACUUUUAACACUGUUUGAAACAAAACUAAAUUCAGUCUGUCGGCUUUUACAGUUUUUCUAUUUCUUCAGCCUAUUUCGUCAACUUAUUAUUUUGUUGAAGUAUUGUCAUAUUGUUUCCUAUAUACCUUUUAUAUUAUCAAUUCGUCUGCUCAUGAACUCGGAAAUAUCAAAUUCAACACUGUUAUUUGAAAUAAAACUGAAUUCAUUCUGUCGGA
Molecule: messenger RNA, 3174 nt
Organism: Styela clava
Lineage: Eukaryota; Metazoa; Chordata; Ascidiacea; Stolidobranchia; Styelidae
Product: cationic amino acid transporter 4-like
Biological process (GO): transmembrane transport; amino acid transport
Cellular component (GO): plasma membrane
Molecular function (GO): amino acid transmembrane transporter activity
Source: RefSeq, a predicted model, not a curated record